AGAUAGAAGAAGUGAUUCGGGAGGGUAUGGACCCAAAUGGCUUCAUCAGCUAUGACUCAUCUUUUCGUCUGUGGUGCCCAUCCAAUGAGAAGUUCUGGGAGAACAUCGCCAAAGAUUUCAGGGAGCAGAAGAAACUCAAACAGCAGGGCGGCUUCAUCACCCGAAUGUUCCGAUCUAUAACUCCAAACCGAAAGUCAUUCAGCCGAAUGGGAACCUACUUCAGCUCAACUGUGAUGCGGUCAAACAGAUUCGGCUCCAACCACUCUUCGGCUAGCCGCACCUCUAAACGCAGAUCACGUGACAAGAACCACAACCCAGUUACAGACACGAUUAAAGAAGAUACGGAAGAUUCGACCGGUUCAAGGCAGCUGGAUUUUGGACAAGUUGUAGACUUAGUACUAACUAGACCGAAUAGUACGAAUUACAAACACGAAACUGAAAUGGAGAUUGAAAAUGAGGAUCAAAUUUUGGACCAAGAAAAUUAUUUGGAUACUAAAUCUAUCAGAUAGUUUUUUGAUGAUUUCAUUGUUUAUAGAUGAAUUAUCGCUUCAAAACACGAACAAGCGAAGCUAAAGCAAAGUAUGUACGUUUUUAGAUGGUAUUCACACCAGUUUUGAAAACAAUUACGAAUUGACGUCUAGUUAGAAAAAUUCAGGUUGA
Messenger RNA from Symsagittifera roscoffensis, 660 nucleotides. RefSeq lists its product as uncharacterized. Lineage: Eukaryota; Metazoa; Xenacoelomorpha; Acoela; Convolutidae. Gene Ontology annotation, cellular component: myosin II complex. Gene Ontology annotation, molecular function: calcium ion binding. The record is from RefSeq and is a predicted model, not a curated record.